AUGUUAGCAGCAGAACAGGAAAACGCUCAGCUCAGAGAGGAACUAGUUAACCUCAAGGGAGAGAUGGAAAGAAUGGCACUUAUGAUGGAAACUAUGAUGGCUGAGAGAGAGCAAGCAGCAAUCUCCAAUUCAACUCCUGUUGUGGUCGUCACAGCUGCACCUGAGGGUCCCCCGCAACCAUCUCCGACUACUACUACAACUAUCGGCCUCACCCAGCCUCUGAUGACUGAUUUUUCUUCUGGUAAUAUGGCAACUAUGGGUAACUCAGGCUUCCGUCCUCUUGGCCCCCAGGGUCUCUUUUCUACUCCUCAGUAUUCCAUGCCUCCAGGCUACCCUUGGGGCAUGCCGCUUGCAGCUAAUGGGGUUUUUCGUCCAAGUGCUACUGAAAUGCCAUUCGCACAUGGUCAACAUACUUCACCUUUUUUUCAGAUGGGCCAGCUAUUUCCUCAGGCUGCUAUGACUCGAGCAGGAUCCACUGUGCAUGUUGAGCCACAGCAGGAAGAGCAGAUUUAUCAUUCUAACAGUGUGAUGGGGGACGACAAAGCAGUUAACUGGGAAGAGAGGUUCGGGGCUUUGGAAAAAGAGAUGAGUAACAUGCGUGGUAAAGAAGUAGUCGUCCAGAGUAUAUACGAUCUUUGCUUGGUACCAGAUGUGGAUAUACCCCCAAAAUUCAAGAUGCCUGUGUUUGAGAAAUACCAAGGGGACUCGUGUCCACAAAAUCAUCUAACCAUGUAUAUUACGAAGAUGAUAGCUUACAGGAACAACGUACCUUUGCUCAUUCAUUGCUUCCAGGACAGUUUGACCGGUCCUGCACAUACUUGGUUUAUGGGAUUGAAAGGCAUUACUACAUUUGAACAAUUGGCUGACGCUUUCAUGCAACAAUACAAAUACAACAUGUAUCUGGCGCCUAGUCGCAAAGAGUUGCAGUCCUUGACCCAAAAGGACAAAGAAUCAUUCAAAGAGUAUGCACAACGCUUCAUCCAGAAGGCCUCCCAGAUUCGUCCGCCCUUGGAUGAAAGGGAAUUAUCCGAGAUGUUCUAUGAGACUCUGAGUCCUUGCUAUUCAGAGAAAAUGAUUGUUUGUGCAUCACAGAAAUUCAUCGACCUGGUAGAGACGGGGAUACGUAUUGAGGAUUGGGCUCGUAAGGGAGCUGGUUCUUCAGGUGGUUCUGCAGGAAGUUCGUCUAAUGGUAACAAGAAGUUUGGUAAUGGUUACUCAAAAAGGAAUGCUCAAGAAGUCGGCAUGGUGGCCCAUGGAGGAUCUCAGCCUGUGUACCCUAGUCAUCCUUAUGUUGCUAACAUUACCCCACAAAUGACCGCUCCCCAGAACCCAAAUUAUCAACCACCAAGACCUCAAGGACCUUCACCAUACUAUCCACCACUAUAUCAACUACCAUACAACCCACAACAAUUCCCUCAACAACCAUAUUACCCCCAACAACCAUACCAACAAAGGCCACAAUACCCACCACAACAACAACCCCGUCCUCAAGCUCCCUACAAUCAGCAAAAUCAAAAACAACAAUUUGAUCCCAUACCAAUGACAUAUGGAGCAUUACUGCCUUCCUUGCUCACGCAAAACCUGGUUCACACACUACCACCCCCUCGCAUUCCAGAUCCUCUCCCACGCUGGUACCGUCCUGAACUUCAUUGUGUUUAUUGA
Messenger RNA from Medicago truncatula (barrel medic), 1662 nucleotides. RefSeq lists its product as uncharacterized. The transcript has a single exon. The coding region runs from base 1 to 1662 and encodes 553 amino acids. The record is from RefSeq and is a predicted model, not a curated record. Lineage: Eukaryota; Viridiplantae; Streptophyta; Magnoliopsida; Fabales; Fabaceae.